Symbiodinium natans is the source of this 1206-nucleotide messenger RNA. Lineage: Eukaryota; Dinophyceae; Suessiales; Symbiodiniaceae. The record is from the annotation of a GenBank genome assembly.
AUGGAUGCUCCAGAGGGAGGAAACAACGCGACAACAGGAUUGCGUCGGCCCAUGCAAGACUACACCAGGCUGCUCGACUUCUUGUCGCCUGCUUUGGUCACCUUGUUGUCCAACGCGAGCACUUCCGAGGAGCAACGGUGCGUUGCCAUCGUUCAGCAUGUGAUAGCUCUGGGUCUUCGAACCCCCUCUGAGCACAGCAUGGCUUUGCUUACUGCAUUGCAUGUGUUUCGGGGCGUGGAGCACUUUACUAACUGCUUCCAACUGCACAGCGCGUUGGAGAGCAUGAAGUUAUCUUUUCGCAAGCAUGCUUCGCGUGCUGGUGCGAUUCCUGCAGGUCAAACUUUUCUGCUGCAGUUGCCAUGCACUGUGGCCCAGUCACCUGCGGUGUAUGCUGCAGCUGCUUUGCCAACCGGGGUUGCUGUGUUGGACCCGUCUGUGCAGCAGUUCAUUUUCUCUUUGGCUCAGCGCGUGCCCUUGCGCAAGAGCAACAAGCAAGCGCCGCAGCAGCAGUUGGCUGCUGCUUCAGCUGCUGCUGCUCCUGCAAACUUUUGGGAGGGAUUGGGUGGACUGGGCGCAUUUGUGGGUGCCGCUUUUGCUGGGCAGCUUGGCGCGGGGGCUCGCGGCGUGACAGCAGCGUUGCCGGCCCCGGAGCUGCCAGAGCCCGCUCCUGCUGCCGCGCCCUUGUUGGCAAUCGCUGAUUCGCCUACAGAGCCUCUGAAAGCAGCAGAGGACCAGUUGCGUUGCAAGCUCGAGCCUGAGGUUGGUGAUGACCAACCCCCUGGCUUGGUGGCAGCUGCUGCCUCUCUCUUGUCAGGCUCCGGUAGUAAAACCAAAGCUCUGCCCAAGAAAGGAAAGCCCGCGGCCAAUAUUGAAGGCAAAGCUGUGUCCAAGAAAGGCAAGCCCGCAGCCAAUGUUCAAGGCAAAGCUGUGCCCAAGAAAGGCAAGCCUGCUGCCAAAGCCACUUCGAAGCAAAGCAAGAAAGCAGCUCCUAAGAAUCAGUGUGCUCGCAAGAAGCCUGCGGCUGCCGCUGCUGCUCGCAAAGCCGGCGCUGGCCCCUGCACGCUGAAGAACACAUUGAAGUGUGUCACUUCGCGCGCCUAUCAUCAGGCGAAGGUGCUUGCACUCAAGAAGGGUCUCUCCAAGACGAAGGCCAAGGCAGCGGGCAGGCGAGCUUCCGCUGCUGCAGCUACUCUGUGGCACAAGUGA